Messenger RNA from Heterocephalus glaber (naked mole-rat), 2292 nucleotides. It is a transcript of the gene Scamp2, whose product is annotated as secretory carrier membrane protein 2. NCBI's taxonomy places the organism in Eukaryota, Metazoa, Chordata, Mammalia, Rodentia, Bathyergidae. Gene Ontology annotation, cellular component: trans-Golgi network membrane; recycling endosome membrane. The record is from RefSeq and is a predicted model, not a curated record. Gene Ontology annotation, biological process: protein transport.
CUCGCCGCUGCGCGUGCGCCAGAAGUGCUGCUAGGUCCCGGAAGUGGAGGGUCUACACCGAGCAGCGCUGGGUCUGGGCGACCGGAGUCAGCAGUGCUCGCGGAGCUCGCCUCCCGACUCCCAGUCACCAUGUCGGCUUUCGACAGCAACCCCUUCGCGGACCCAGUGGACGUAAACCCUUUCCAGGACCCCUCUGUGACCCAGCUGACCAACCACCCGCAGAGUGGCCUGGCCGAGUUCAACCCCUUCUCAGAGACAAAUGCAGCGACAACGGUGCCCACCACUCAGCUGACUGGGCCCUCGCAGCCAGCAGUUCUGCAGCCCUCCGUGGAGCCCACGCAGCCGAGCCCCCAGGCUGUGGCAGCUGCAGCCCAAGCAGGCCUGCUCCGGCAGCAGGAGGAGCUAGACAGGAAAGCUGCGGAGCUGGAGCGCAAGGAGCGGGAGCUGCAGAGCACAGCAGCCAGCUUACAUGUGAGAGAGAACAACUGGCCACCCCUGCCCACGUGGUGCCCUCUCAAGCCCUGCUUCUAUCAGGAUUUCUCAACCGAGAUCCCUGCUGACUACCAACGCAUCUGCAAGAUGCUCUACUAUCUCUGGAUGUUGCACUCAGUGACUCUGUUUCUGAACCUGCUCGCAUGCCUGGCCUGGUUCACGGUUGACACCACCAAGGGAGUGGACUUUGGGCUCUCAAUCCUGUGGUUUGUGAUCUUCACACCCUGUGCCUUCCUCUGCUGGUACCGACCCAUCUAUAAGGCUUUCCGGGGUCUACUUCAUCCAGCUGAUUGGCUUGCCGAACCUGGGGACCAGUGGUUGGAUUGCAGCCCUGUCCACAAUCAAGUCCGAGUCCUUGGCUGUGUCCAUCAUCAUGAUGGUGGUGGCUGGUUUCUUCUCUCUAUGUGCUGGGCUGUCGCUGUUCCUCUUACAGCGGGUGCACUCUUUCUACCGCCGGACAGGAGCCAGCUUCCAGCAGGCCCAGGAAGAGUUUUCCCAGGGUAUCUUCAGCAGCAGGACCUUCCGAAGUGCUGCCUCCUCCGCUGCCCAGGGAGCCUUCCAGGGCAACUAGCCUGGCUCCAGCCUCUGUCCAGCCUCUUCUGCACCUGCCCUGAGCUGCACUUUCCAUGGUGCCUUAUUCGAUGGGGAUGCCCAGCACAGACCUGGUGGGGGUCCUGUCUUGGCUCUUCCUCCUUCCUCAGCAACCAGCUGUCCCUUCCACUGAGGGAAGGGGAGGAAGGGAUAGGGAUUCUGUUUUUACACAUGACAAAAGAAAAAUAAGAAAGAUGUCUUUCCUUGCCUGGUGGUGGUUGGUAGGAUCCUUUUGUCUCCGGAAGCAGUGGGCCUGAAGCUGUCUUCCCCAUACACACACGCAUGCGUGUGCACACACACCCACUGUCGAACACACACAGGGAUGGGAACAUGGUCUAGCCCACCACAGCUGGCGUUCCUGCACAGGUCCCAGGACCCCACCAAGCCUGUGGCCUUCAUAGUCCCACUCUCCUGCCCAAACUGGCCUAAGCUUCCCAAGGGCCCCCUUUUGGUGAGCUGCAGUUGGGGUGGGAGGGUGGGCAGUUCAGAUCCCCGAAUUACUCUAGGUCUCUGGGCUCCUCUGGCCCGGCCAUCCCAGACUCAUGUUCCUCACAAAUAGAUUCAUGGCCCUCAAGGCCCUGGGCACCCUCUUGGUGUGGGUAUCAUCUGUGCCCUCUGGGGCCCUUGCUGAGCCCUUCUGACUUUCUGAAUGUUCAGUGGCUGGGAUUUAGGGAUAGGGAGGGAUAGAAGAUGCUGAUCUCAGUUGUCUUGUCCAGUGGCUAGGAGGAGGGUCUGGCUGUCCUGGUGUGGUUUGCUUGACCUGUUUCAACUUCCUUACCUAAGGGACAGCUACCAUUUGCCUUAGCUGUACUUCUGCCCCCUCCCCCGUGGCCCUUCAGCAAUAUCCAGCUUAUGACACUUGGGGUGCAGAAGGAGCAUCCUUCCAAGGGUUCCAGGCUACUCUCCAGGUCCUCCCUCACCUGGAGCAGAGUCUAAGACACCUCCACCUGCCCUGGGGAGUUCCUUAACAGGUGUGUGAUUGUGAUGGUGUGCCUGGAGUCCACCUUCCCGAACUUGCUGAGUGGAGGUGGGCUGUGGCAUGCCUCACCAUGCUGGCAGGUCUGCCUCAGCUCACUCAGGCCUGAUGCCACCAAAUGACAAGGACAGCCACCAGGGGUUUGUAAAUUGCUCUCUAGUAUUUUUUCCCUUCAUGUACAAAUGUAUAUGUUAUGACUCCAUUUUUGUGCUUAAAUAAAAAUGACAUUUUCA